This is a messenger RNA of Miscanthus lutarioriparius, 714 nucleotides long. Lineage: Eukaryota; Viridiplantae; Streptophyta; Magnoliopsida; Poales; Poaceae. The record is from the annotation of a GenBank genome assembly.
AUGCUUAUAAUUGAAUUUGGUUUUCCUGCAGCCACUUGGUGGUCUCUUUAUGGAGGAGACACCAAAGAAUUGCAAAAAUAUGCAUUGAGGAUUGUGUCACAGUGCAUUUCUACAAGUGGCUGUGAACGAAACUGGAGUAGAUUCUCACUGGUCCAAACCAAACUGAGAAACAAACUGUGCUACAUUAAACUUCAUAAGUUGGUCUAUGUGAAUCAUAACCUGAAGCUACGUGUGCAACAUCUUGAAGCUAAUGAUCAACUUGAGAAGGAAAAGUUUGCAGAUCCUAUUCAAGAUAUGAUAGAUUGUGCACUUUUUGAUCAUACCAAUCCAAUUACAGAGUGGCUAAAUGAACCAGAUUCUGUUGUUGAUCAAAAAGCUGAACAAUCUUAUGGACUAGUGCGUGAAAAGAGUCUUCUUGGAACGAGAGAGCGAGGGAAAGCUGGACUAGUGCAUGAUAAAAGAAAGAAGGGGGCAAGUGAGGAUGGGGAUGAUGAGUUUGAUGAAAACGAGAGUGAGAGUGAUGAUAUUGGAACAUGGGAUGAUAGCGAUAAUGGGGCUGAUGACGAAGGAGACACUGAUGGAGACGGAGAAGAUGAAGAUAAGGUCCCUUCCUCUAAGAAGCAGCAAGGGCUGAAAGAAGAGAGGAUUUCCAAUCCAUGUCCUGCUCCAGAAACGCAUGGUGAUGAUGAAACCGCACUAGCAGGUUGCAAGUAG